Mugil cephalus (flathead mullet) is the source of this 5342-nucleotide messenger RNA. RefSeq names its product sperm associated antigen 5 (gene spag5). Lineage: Eukaryota; Metazoa; Chordata; Actinopteri; Mugiliformes; Mugilidae. The record is from RefSeq and is a predicted model, not a curated record. The transcript has 25 exons. Gene Ontology annotation, biological process: cell division; regulation of attachment of spindle microtubules to kinetochore. The coding region runs from base 159 to 5165 and encodes 1668 amino acids.
CAGUUGUGUUUCAAAAAAUGAAACGCGGUUGACGUUGGUGGUGAUUUCUCAACUCAAUAUUUGUUUACACCACAUUCAUCGCUUUUUUCAUCGCGCGAAUUAAAGUCGGCUGGGAACUUUUGGAAGUUGUGCAGGAAGUUUCUGCGAGCUUCACAGUCAUGUCCUCCAGGAUGUCGGGUUCCUCUGGGGAAGGCUUCCGUACCCCUCUGAGAAGUCUGGAUAAUGAGAUUUUGCUCUCAUCACCUCCAUCAUCGAGGUUCAAAUCAAAAUCACAAGAAGCUGUGAAAAUGAUAGUGGCUGAUUCUCUAAGUAACCCAGAGUCAGACUUGGACUCUUCUUCAUCUACGGGAGCGGUACAAACCAGUCCCCCCUCUACUCCUAUAACGACUCAGACUGCUUCAGGACUCGGAGAUGUAACAUUUAAAUCCUUCGUCUGUGCUGGCGGUGAGGUUGAGAUCCCAGGUUCUUCAUUUUGUGCAGAAGAGAGUAUUAUUUUGCCCAAAGACCAGACUACACAACACAAUGAGACAGAAGAUACAGCCAUCUCUCACAGUAUGAUAGUGGAGUCCUCUUGUGACCACAAAGAACACCCCUAUCACAAUCCUAAUAUGAAAGAGCAUUACUCUGUUGACACCAGUGCAGCAUGUCUCUGUGAAGUUCAGAUCACACCUGUCUCUGAUGUCCCUGAUGAUAAACAAGAAACACAAGACGCAAGAGGUUUUCCAAAUGAGUGCAGUGAAGAGAAACAAGUCACCUGGAAAUCAUUUGUCUGUGAUGGAGGAGAGGUUGAAGUUUCAGAUUCCACCCGACUUCAGGAUGAGACUAUUCCUCUGCCUGAGGCAGAUCUCGGUGGCCCUUUACAAGACAACAGUAUAAAUUCAACUAACUACUCAUACGACUGUGGCAAGCAGUGUCAAUUGGACCAUGCUGAUCAUCCAUACUGUAGCAGUGAAGUGCCUGAUAUUCCCAUCACCACCACGUUGGCUGCAACCACAGAUGAUUUUGAGAAACCAAAGCCUACUUCUGAACCGAAUGAUGUCACCUUUAAGUCGUUUAACUGCACUGGAGGAGAAGCUGAGAAUUCACAGCGUGUCUGUGUUGCAGAUCAGUCUCUUCCUCAACCAGCUGAUCACACUGUGUCCAGCAGUCAGUCACAUCACAAUGGUGCAGAUCCAAGCAUGACAAGUGGUGACCACGAUUUCCAAGUCAGUAGUAACUAUUUAGGUCAGUUAUACAGUAACAUUGAUAAUACUUCAUCACCUCCAUGUGGGAGCCUUUUUGACACAGAGGAACCAUCGCUGUGCAGCACCGGCGUUAAAGAAGUCAACCAGAUGAGUUUGGUGGUACCUGAUAGUCAGGCUGACAGACAGGACGGUGUUACAUCCAGCUCUACCAUUACAACUGAAGUUGAAUCUGAAACAACACAUGAUAACCAGAUGAAGGAGAACUCCCUUGUGUCUGAAGAUGAGGUUGCAAUCUGUCAAGUGCUCGAUAAAAACAGCGAAUCGACUUCAGUUGCACAGAGUGACCUUCAAGAUGACAAUAACAGUCAAUCAAAUGAGGACGAAGCCGUAGUAGAAUCUGAUCCACCUGCUAUUAUUGCAUCUGCACUGACUAACACAUCUGUAAAAGUGUUGGAUAUUGAAACGGUUACUUGUCAAGUGCAAGAAACAUCAGAGUGUAUAAUACGUCCCAUAGACAGCCCAUUGUCUUCUGUGGUUCAUAAAACUGAGAUCCCUGAGUGCAGCAAUUUUACAUCUUCAGCGGAGGCUCCUUCUGGGGCCCUUCCUGACGCCAGUGAGUCGAAGGACAGUGCCAUUGGUUCAUCUGGAAAUGGACCAGCUGUUUGUAACCCUGUGGAAAAACCUGCAGAAAACCUCCCUGAUGUUUGGAAAGUCCUGUCAGUGUGUCCCUCCCUUGCCUCAGAUUUCCAGUUCCUCAGUCCUGUUGUCAGGAGAGCACCCCAACCUUCAUUAAAGGCUCAUGAGAAUGAGUUCUCCGCUCAAGGCCAGUUUUUGGCAGAUGAUUCAGCUCUCGAGGCCGAGAAAAGCUUGUUGGCACCUGUUAACACUGACCCUGCUGGUUUAUGGGCAGAGUGUUUGGAAAGCCCCAUGCCUCAUCCUUUGUUCAACUCCACAGCUCUAUGUCACAAGCCCCAGCCUGGCCCGGCCUCUGAGCCGGUUGAGGAUCUGGGAGAAAAGCACAAUGCAGUGCCACAGUCUGAAGUAAAGAAGCCUGUUCUGGAUAUACCAAUGAUUCCUGAUGGUCCACUCCAGCAGCAACUUCGGCAGAUGGCAGAAUUCCUCAUCUUAGCAUCUGGAAAAAUGGCCCCUGCAGUUGCCCAUGCUUCUGCUCCACCUUCUGCUGUCCUCACAGCCCCAUCAGCCAGAGCUCCUACUGUAGAGUCCCACAGCGUCUGUGUGGGCACAAGUCCAGCCAAACUAGUGGACCGCAGCCUCAAUACAUCGGGCCUGUUUAAGAGAGUGAGGGAAUUCUCUGUGGUUGAUUCCUGCACCAUGACCGAGCCACUCCUGUGGAAUUCACUUCAAGGCACCUUAGAGAGCCUCCCCAGACAGGAGCUGGAGCAGAGGUUAAGAUCUAGCAUGGUCAUGGUUGAGGCCCUGGUGCAACAGUUGGCUUCAGCCAGGACACAAGAACGUCCUGCAGGUCCUGCUCCUUCAGACCUCAGAGAGAAACUAGUUCAAACUGACCACACUGAACUCAGUCAGACCACAAUGUACAGAGACCUUUAUAUGGAGGCUCUGAAAAGGAUUGAGGAGGUGGAGCUUGAUGGACGUUCUCUACAGAACCUUACGCAGUCAAUACAAGACAUGAGGAUCACCAUGGGAACCUUGAGUAGUGACACAGAUGCUGCUUUGUGCAACAUGAAAGAAAUGGGUGACAUUUUCAAGGAGGACCAUCAAAACCUCGUUUCGCAUUAUGGACACAUGAAGGCUCUAUUAGAGAAAUCAAAGGACACACAGACCAGAAUGAUGCAGAAGGUCAAAGAAGCUCUUAAUCAAAGAAAUGACAUGAAAACUCAGAUGGACGAGGCUUUCAAAGACAAGGAGGCGGCCUUCAGUGCGAUGGAGCAGCUGAGGAUACACUGCGCUGCAGAAAUAUCCGCACUAGAGAAGAGUGUGGGGUGUCAGCAGGAGCUCUUGGCCGCCCUAAACCAGACUUACCCAGAACAGGUUGUGUUAAAUAAAACCUGCACUGAGACACUGAACUCGGCUUCUAAUCUUCUUUCUCAAACCCUGGAUGAACAGAACAGUUUGAAAACAGAACUCUGCACAGUCAGAGGCCUUCUGCAGAAAACUGCUCCCAUUCUCCUCAAGCUGAAUGAGCGGGCGGCUGCGGCUUUAAGAGAGAAGGAUGAGCACAAAUCUGCAAGAGACCAAGCUGUUGAAGAGCGGGAGCAGAUUGAAGAAGAACUGACAGAAACUCAGUUAAAUCUUCAAGCUGCCAGACAUCAGAUUGGUGAUUUAAAUCUGCAGGUGACAAUCCUGACGUCAGAAAUGGGUGUGCUACGGGAGAAGCUAACGGAGAAGUCAGAGGAGAGCGGCCUGCUGGAGAGGAAGGUGACCGAGCUUUCUGCUACAGUGUCCUCCACACUGGCAUCCUACGCUUUCUUGGAGCAGGCCCUCGCUGCAGAGACUACAAAGUUGCAGGAGUCAUGGAAAGACAUACAACAAGCCAGAGAGAGAGCAGAUGAGUUGGAGACAUCACUAGGUCAGUCGGAGCAACGCGUGUUUGAGCUGAGUCAGGCUCUGGUUCAGAGCGAGGAGGAAGUCGGUCAGCUGCAGACCCUCUCACAGUCUCAGAGCACACAGAUCCAGCAGCUCCAGGAUGUUUGUACACAGCUCAGCAGCGUGCGAGAAAUGAACGAGUUCUUACAGAUGGAGAAUGAGUUGGCGAGGGAGCAGGUGGCUGAAAGUGAGCGUUUGCUGAGGACAAACCUGCAGGGGCUUCGGGAGAGAAACAUCCAGUGUGAAGACCUAAAAGAAGAAGUUCGUCAGCUUCAGCUUGAGAACAGGAAUUUGCAGGAAGAGCUCGAAACCACAAGGUCCAGAGAAAGUGCAUCCCAGCUGGAGUUUGGAGAGAAGAUCGCUCAGGCAGUCACUGAAAUCACUUUGCUGCAUCACACACUGCGGGGACUGACCAACGAGCUACAUGCAGCCCUCAGGGAUGAGAAAGCAGAACCACACAAGGAUAAAGAGUCUCAAUCAGUUGUCAGAGCGAAGCCUCAUCAGUGCUCCAGCUCCUUUGUUGACAGCAUCAUGGUGGCAUUAACUACUGAGGAAGAGGAGGACGUCAGAGCAGACACACCAACUGGAUCAGUCCCUUCCGAGUCUGAAGCUUUGUUCAGUGAGACCAGCGCCUUCACCCGCAUUGCGGCCAUCACCCCUAAAAAGAAUCUGAAUGCGAAUGAGUUUGAACCAGAGAAAGAGGAGCAGAGGAGUGUGGCGGAGAUGCUCGCUGACCUGGGCAACACUGUCACGGAGCUGGUCAGCACGCUGGAGGAGGUGCAACAGCGCAAAGACACUCAGCUGGAAGAGAUGCACAACACCAUCUGUGGCCUGCAGGUGGAACAGGAGGCCUCUAACAGCAGGUAUGAAGCUGAACUGUCUGAACUUAAACAUCAGCUCAGUCGUAUGAAUAACUUGGCGGAGAGGGGAAAUCAGGCUCUGCAGCAGAAAGCUCAGGAUGAGAAAAAGAUGGCAGAGUGGAUGGCAGAAGUGCAAGAGGCCCAGGAAAUUCUAAAUAAACACAAGACUGAAAAUAAUGAAUUGCGAAAGGAAGUGACCGAGCUUCGUCGCGCUCACCAACAGUCGAAGGCCGAGUCUCAGUUCCUGCGGGACGAGUUGAGGAAAGCUGGUGGUCAGUCAGCCAACCCAGCACAUGUCCUGGAAGAGAAAAUUCAGUUACUGAAGGAGGUGGAGAGACUGAAGGCAAGUCUGCAGGAAGUGGAGCAGGCCAGAGUUAAACUCCUCGACAGAGCAAAGAGACAUCAAAUGAUCCAUCAGAACAACCAGCAGAAAAGUGAGAAUGAGCUUCAGAUAUUAAACAACAUGAUUAAUAGAAUCAGAGAGACGCUGCUGUCUUUGCCGGCAGCUGUGAAGAACAGUGAACAACUCCAACAACUCAUUGAAUAUAUCGGCUGACGUGUUGUUGUAUUCGUCUCUUAUCUGUGUUGUAUUUAUGAUUGUGUUGUCAACUUGUCAUGUUCUAAAAUUUCUUAUUUUUAGCAUUUGUUCAUUGUGAGUUGUAUUUGCUUCCUUUUGCAUAUUCUAAGUGUUUGGAAGUAAUACUAAUAAAAAAGACAAUGUUUUUAAACGCUC